CGAUCGAUCGCGGAUGAUUUUCUUCUCUCUUGUCUCACAUUCCCUGACAAGAAGUGCCAAACAAGAAAAGUUGUCUCCUUGGCAGAAAAAAAAUUCGAAAGCCGCAUAGCAACACAAGUUGAUGAGAUACAAAUUCUCACGGGAAGUUUUGUGAUUUACUAUCUUAUUUUGAUCAUUAAGUAUUGACGUGAGAACGUUUUUUUUUGGUGGAAUAUUUAGUGGAUUUUCUCGUGCCACAGUUUGGAUUAGUGGACAAAAUCCUGAAGAGAGAGAGAGAGAGAAAGUUUGAUCAAUCAAGGAUCAAAGCUGUGAAGCUGUGAGGAUCAGCAUUGGAUCUCACCGUCGGCAACUGAGAGAGUCGCAGCAGAAAUGAGAGAGAGAGUGAAAAAAUAAGGAGUGUUUCUUGAAUUGUUUCUAUAUGUAAAUUAUAAGGACUGGACACUGGCUCAAUCCGUGAGCAUGAUCUAUACAUGCGCUUAUCGUUACACUUGGAACCGUGAAAUUGUCUUCAAUUCACAAAAAUUGGUGAAAAGACGACCAAAACAGUAAGAAAAAACGAUACUGUUGAACUUUUUUUUAUUGUCUAAGAGGAGUAAAAAACAUAUAUAAUAAUAUCUACUAAAUAAUAAUAAAGAAAGAAAAAACAUCUAAAAAACCGCAACAGUUGCAGAAGGAAGAAUAAUAACAAAGGAAAAUCCCAAUAACAUACACUUACUUAAGGAAAUAAAUACGAAAGAAAACUAACUCUAAAGAAUAUUAGUAAAAGAGAAAAGCAGUAAAUAAGGAAAUAACUAUUAUUUGCCAUAAAACAACGUUCCACUCAAAGGGAUUUAAAAGUAAGGAAGAAAUAGUUAAAGAGGGAAUAAAAUACCAAUAAAAAAAACAAUUCCAAUAAUUCUGUGUCUGUUGAUUUGAUAAAAAUUUGAAAAAUAAUAAUAUAUUUUUUUCUGAAAAAUAUCUGUGUUAAAGCAUAAAUCUCAAGUGAUUUUUUUCUUUAGUUUUGAUAAAUGAACGUUCAUUGCCAUAAUUUAAUGUACAAGUAAAAUAUAUGAAUUUUUGUUGUAAUUGUUGAUCAAUAAGAAAAGCACGGUUUCCAAGGUAAAAAUAGAAAAAGAAGAAGAGAUAAGUAACGAUAAAUAAUUCACUCUCUCGGCUGUGGGUGUGUGUGAGCGAGUGACAAAUACACACAUACACACGUGCAAAUUGCAAAAGGAAAAACACACCUUUGAGGAGGUGUAACGAGAAAUUGCGCGGGAAAUCUUAGGGAUAAAUAAGAGGUGUUUGUAGGCGAAAAAGCUACACUCAUGAGUACCUACAUGAUAUCAACGUAUGAACAAUGGCUCAACGAGAAGAUGGUGAUGCCGAGCAUAGAUGAAUAUCCGCCGCCGCCGCUCGAGCCGAUCGCCGUGAAGAAGCAGGACACGCAAGAGCUUCUUCAGGAGUUUGAAAUUGUCUACGAUGCCGUGGAAUUGACGCACUUGACGCCACCGCAAACGCCGCCGCAGACGUCGCCGCAGAGAUUGACGAUCGCCGAGGCUGCACAAUGCAUUGAUCAGACUUUCAUCUAUCAAGAGCCAGUGCUGUAUGAGACUUCCUCCAGCGCGCAAUCCUUCUACACAUUGCCUGAGCAGCAGUCGCAGAAGUGGGACAAGUGCGAGAAUGCGCUGCAGUACACGCUGUCGCCGUUUGCUGCUGCUGGCCAGGAACAGCAGGCAGUUGUGGAUGGGGACUUGAUUGAGAUCGUGCAGUCGCCGAUGCCCGAGGACAUUGACCAUGAGAUGAAGCUGGUGGAUGAGCUGGUGCGCAGCAGAGCGCAAGACUUGCCGGAUUGGACGGAUGAUGAUGACAACAGUUCGGAGUUUAUGUCGACACCGGCGAGUCUCUCACCGCGCAGCGAAGCGUCCUUCAGUGCUUCCAGCUACUCGCACGACGAGGAUUGGGUGCCGGAGACGCGUGUGAAGGCAUCCAAGGUGGCAGGAUUGGGCGGUGGUGCGAUCUUGGGUGGUGGCGGCGUGACGAAGAAGCGCACACGACCGUAUGCGCGCGGCUCGGAGGACAAGAAGUCGAGGAAGAAGGAGCAGAACAAGAAUGCGGCCACGCGGUACAGGAAGAAGAAGAAGCAGGAGAUCGAGGAGGUGCUGGAGGAGGAGCGCGGUCUGCAGCAGGAGCAUGAGAAGCUGAGAGUCGAGGCGGCGGACUUGAAGCGUGAAAUUAAGUACCUGAAAGGUCUCAUGCGCGAGGUGUACAAGGCGAAGGGUCUGCUGGACUAGAAAGAGAGCGAGAGCGAGAAAGGCGCGAAUCGGGUCUAAAGUUGAGCCCCAAUUUAUCUUUAAUGUUCUAACUUUUUUCUUUGAAUUACUUUGCAAAAGUAACUUUUCUACUUUAUGUUCUUUUUUUUUAGUAAUAUGAUUUUUAUUUUGCACUACUGUUUAAAUACUAAGGAUAACUAAUAAUUCUCUAGUGAGUAGUUGGGCGUUUAAGUGUUAAGUCAGAUGAGAGAAGAUGAAGUUGAGAGGAAAUUAAUGUUUACACAUAUACAAAUUAAGGAUAAAUAUAGCAUUAAAAUACUUUGUAGAAAUCACAUUAUGAAUAGAAAUUUGCGUUCAUCGCAUUUUAUUAGUUUAUUUGUAGCAAAAUAAUGUCAGAAAAUACUUCUUUACUAUUGGAGAAAGAAAAAAGGUGUAAAAUGAGUUUGUAGUUCUUCGUUGUCUUCUUGAGGACACUAACUUUUCUUUUUAUAUUGUAGAAAUUGUCCUUGUAUUCCCUUCAAUUCCCUUUGUAAAUUUUACCUCUGAAGAUGCAUCAAUUUCUCUCCCAAAGACAUUUAUUUUGCUUGUGACGUUAAAUCAACUGAAGUUUUUCUUAAGGUGUCUUUUGAGGAUUAGACAAAUUGAUGGUCAAAAUGAGGGGAGCAAAAAGAAAAACUUACACCGAAAUUGCAUUUUUCUGUUAAACCUCUAAGAAGCAAAGAAAAUGAGAAAAAGUGACACGAUUGAAAAAAAUUAUUCUCCACUGAUUCAGAAAAAUAGCAUAAAUUGAAUAUAUUUGUUUAAGAACUCUCUUGCACAGAAAGAGAAAGAAAAAGAGAGAGAUGGAAUAUAAGAUUCUUUUGUAUACCAAUUCUUAUUUGUUUAGUGCUUUGCACAAUUGGUGCAAUUUUAAUUCUUGGCUACAUUGCAACUGACAUUGUGUAAUAAAUUUGUGUACACCUUGAUUCUUGUCUGGAUUUCAAGUAAAAAUAUAUAAUAAAGGGUUACAUAUGGAAAAAAA
Messenger RNA from Phlebotomus argentipes, 3270 nucleotides. It is a transcript of the gene crc, whose product is annotated as activating transcription factor of chaperone. The transcript has 3 exons. Gene Ontology annotation, biological process: regulation of transcription by RNA polymerase II. Gene Ontology annotation, cellular component: nucleus. Gene Ontology annotation, molecular function: DNA-binding transcription activator activity, RNA polymerase II-specific; RNA polymerase II transcription regulatory region sequence-specific DNA binding. NCBI's taxonomy places the organism in Eukaryota, Metazoa, Arthropoda, Insecta, Diptera, Psychodidae. The coding region runs from base 1305 to 2270 and encodes 321 amino acids. The record is from RefSeq and is a predicted model, not a curated record.